Molecule: messenger RNA, 690 nt
Organism: Trifolium pratense (red clover)
Lineage: Eukaryota; Viridiplantae; Streptophyta; Magnoliopsida; Fabales; Fabaceae
Product: putative pentatricopeptide repeat-containing protein At3g11460, mitochondrial
Exons: 1
Coding region: 1-690 (229 amino acids)
Biological process (GO): RNA modification
Molecular function (GO): protein binding; RNA binding
Source: RefSeq, a predicted model, not a curated record
AUGGUUAGGUCUGGCGUGAGGCCUGAUAGAACGGUUUUUGUGAGUGUUCUUUCGGCUUGUAGUCAUGCUGGAUUGACUGAGAAAGGGUUGCAAUAUUUUGAUGAUAUGCAGAGAAAGUAUGGUUUGCAGCCUGGUCCUGAGCAUUAUUCUUGCUUGGUUGAUCUUUUGGAUCGGGUUGGUAGGUUGAAGGAGGCAAUGGAUCUCAUAGAUUCAAUGAAGGUCAAACCCGAUGGUGCUGUUUGGGGAGCACUUCUUGGUGCUUGCAAGAUUCAUAGAAAUGUAGAACUAGCAGAAGUGGCUUUUCAACAUGUCAUUGAGCUUGAACCUACAAAUAUAGGUUACUACGUUUUGUUGUCAAAUGUGAACUCUGAUGCUAAAAACUUAGAGGGGGUUUUAAAAGUUCGAGUCAUGAUGAGGGAUCGAGAGCUUAGAAAGGAUCCCGGGUGCAGCUACGUGGAAUAUAAAGGAAAAAUGCACCUUUUUUACUCAGGUGAUACAAGUCAUCCCCAGAGUAAGGAAAUAUAUAGAAUGUUGGAUAAAUUGGAAACUCUUGUGAACGAGGUUCACCGGUCAGAUCACAAGUGUCAGGGAAAGAGCGAAGAACCGUUAGUCAGUGCUAGUGUGCAUAGUGAAAAAUUAGCAAUUGCUUUUGCUCUGUUGAACACUAGGCCUGGAACAGAUAUAAUAUAA